AUGAGCAUGGGCAUCUCGUACUCCACUGCCAAAUGGCUGGCGCCAACAUGUUUCCUCUUCGACUUUGCAGCCCAGCAGUAUGGCUUGUUCUCCUCUCCCAACAUGCUGGACGUCCAUAACGCGAACCUAUCUUUCUGGAGCCCCAUGCCCCACUUUAUUGGUGGCUUCUUCUUCCCCCAGCAGCUGUUCCAGCUCGCGUGGCUCUACCGCUUGUACAAGCUUGACCCCAAGAAGCCAGUCGAACGCAGCGAAUUGGAUCAGAUCGUCGACUUUGUGCCCUAUUACUCCCUCGGCAAUAUCUGCAUCGGCACCUGGAUGAUAUUCUGGAAUACGGAGCAGCUUAAAAUUUCCAAUAUCUUCGUCGUCGUCAACAGCCUGACUCAGCUGUACUAUGUUUUCGCCAAACUCCCUCCCAUGAACACCAAGUCCACGAGCUCGAUUCUUACGAAUAUCGUGUCAAAGACGUUCGCGGGUAUCGGGGUGCUUGACCUCCUUCACAACGGCAGCGUUGCUUACUUCAAGGACGCUCCUGCAACCAUGACCGUCAAGGUUUUGACUGGGCUUGGAUUCGGCAUUGCCAGCGCUGCCAGCGAUUGGAUUUUUGGAGGAUGUAUGGUAUACGAUUUAGUGGCGUUGGCCGCUGGUCAAAGCGGAAGCUGGAGGAAUUUGCUGGCGUUGUACGCAGUGGGAGCUGCGGGCAUCGUUGGGGCGAAGAACAUGGCCAGACCACCGUACAAUGGGGAGGAUUCUGGCUACAAGCAAACAGCAACAGAGGACAUUCAGGACCGAGUAUGA
This is a messenger RNA of Letharia columbiana, 795 nucleotides long. RefSeq lists its product as uncharacterized. NCBI's taxonomy places the organism in Eukaryota, Fungi, Ascomycota, Lecanoromycetes, Lecanorales, Parmeliaceae. The transcript has 5 exons. The coding region runs from base 1 to 795 and encodes 264 amino acids. The record is from RefSeq and is a predicted model, not a curated record.